Messenger RNA from Hydra vulgaris (swiftwater hydra), 1386 nucleotides. Its product is annotated as mitochondrial fission regulator 2. Gene Ontology annotation, biological process: aerobic respiration; mitochondrial fission. The record is from RefSeq and is a predicted model, not a curated record. NCBI's taxonomy places the organism in Eukaryota, Metazoa, Cnidaria, Hydrozoa, Anthoathecata, Hydridae. Gene Ontology annotation, cellular component: mitochondrion.
UGUUAAAUUGUUAAAUUAUUUUAUAACAAGCGGUUUAUGUGAAUUAGUUAUGUAGCACAAUAAUGUACUGUUAUUAAAUUAUGGCGACAAAUUAAUUACAAUGUCUUCAAAUGAGUUAAGUGAUAACGAAGUUGAAGAAAGUAAUAUAACAAAAAUAAUAGCUGCCCCACUUCAAUUCGUUAAGACUAUAUUUCCUUUAUAUUCUACAGGAGAUGUUUCUCAGGAAUCGCAGGUUGAUUCUGCGAAUAGUGAAAUGGUUGGAGACAAAUUACGAUUAAAACGUGGAAGAAUGAAAAAGAAAAGUACAGUACAAGAUAAGCUUAUUCACCACAACAGAGUAGCAAAAGCGAAUCAUGGUUGCCAAAGAAGUGUUGUUCGCUAUAUUGGAUCAAAUGUACCUUUAAAACCAUCUAAAAGAGCUUAUUACCAGCUUUUUGAACAUUCUCGAAGAACAAUAAUCAACAGUGCAUCUACCUUCUUUAUCACAAAUUUAGAUCAUGUUCGACAACAUGUUGAUCAGGUUAAGCAUCAUGUUGUACCAACUUUAGCAGACAUCGGACAAUUAGUGUGGGAUGAUAUAAAUGUUUUUGUUAAUGAUGAAGAUGAUACAUCUUCAGAUGAGGAAGUCAAUUUUAAAGAUGCUCCUUCAAAACCUGCUAUUAGUAAUGAAGAUCCAAAUAAGUUAUCUGCUCUAGAAGAUGAACUUGCCAAAUUGAGAGCUCAAAUAGCUGCUAUAGUGUCUAAUAGAAAUGUCCCUAAUCCUGCUGCACCAUCUGCUCAAAUUGCAGUUGUUCAACCGACAAGUAUGUUACCUCCACCACCGCCUCCUCCACCUCCUCUGCCUAUUUUUAAAAAUGCAAAUGCAUCUGCAGUUUGCAUGCCAUCAAUUAAAGUUGUCAAUGAAGAGAAUAAAUCUUCUAUGAAUGAUGUAUUAAAAGGUUUAUCUAAUGUUAAACUAAAAAAUUCAAAUAUAUGUCGAUCACCAGGAGGUACACCAUUAAAAAAAAACGAUCGCUUAGAAGAUCUUUCUAAUCCAGCUGAUAUAAUCGCCAAAGCCUUAAGGGAAAAGUUUCAAAAUUCUAAUAUGUAUAGAUCUCCUGAUGGAGAAAACAGUUCCCUUUCCGAUUUCUCGCCUUCGCCCCAAAAAAAUCCUUCGAGACCUAUUCCUAAACCUAGACCAAGACCGGUUGCACAGAAAAAGAUUUUAGACACUUAAUGUCAUAAUAAUAAUAUCACAUAAUAUUAUAUAAUAACAGAAACAUUUUUCACCAUCGCAAACAUUUUCUAUAAAAUUGAUGUGUCUUAGACAGUUUUCGGAAAAUAUGUAAGGAAUUUAUUAUGUAAGAAAUGUGUAUUUAUUGUAUUAAUAUGAAUCAUAAGUUUUUA